GGUUGCUUUGGGCAGCUCGAGAGUCGCCUCAGGCACGGCGGCGCCCUUGCACGCCUUCACCACGCCCAUCUUGGUGACUGACGCCCGCGCCGCCCACACUAUCACGCCCGCUGAUAACGUCUUCACCACGGCGCCCCACCUCACGGACCAGCUGCAGGCGGUGUUGGCCACGGCCGUGCGUCUCGGGGGCGCAGGAGUAGGCGUCAGUGUCGUGUCCAGCUGCGACCACGCCACCCGCGUCCUGCAGGAGAGGGCGGCGCGGGCGGGCAUCAAGAUCCUUCACACGCUGCAGACGGAGGACGCCACGACCCUCGGGCGGGACGUGACGCGCUUCGUGACCGGGCAGGUGGGCUACGGCGGCGUGAUGGUGGUGCUUCUCAGUGCUGCAGAGAUCAAUCUGCUGACUGCCGAGUUGGAGGUGCGUCUGCUGAGGAAGCUGAGGCUCCGCUGGGUGCUGACGCCACUGGACGGCGAACCUUCCCUCGGGGGACUUCACGAAGAGCAGCUACGGAAGAAACUGCCGGGUUCGCUGCUGGUGGAGGCGCACUCGCCCGUCAUCCCGGGGUUCACGCAGUACUUCGCCGCCGCCGUAGCCGACAACACGUCCGUCGUGGCGCCGCUCGCACGCCGCUCGCUGCGCGCUUCCUCGCACUGCGACCCUGAGGUCUCCGAUCCCCCUUGUUCAGUGCUGAAUGCUGACGACGUCGGGCGCCUGGUGAGCGGCGCACCUACCACGGCCACUGUCAAAGCCGUGUCCUCCCUGGCUGCUGCCUUCAGACUUGUUCAGAUUGAACGCUGUUCCAAGGGUGUCCACUGCCUACAGGCACUUCGACAGGACCUGCACGAAGCACAACUAGACAAGCACAACUGA
Messenger RNA from Penaeus indicus, 871 nucleotides. RefSeq lists its product as uncharacterized. The coding region runs from base 365 to 871 and encodes 168 amino acids. The transcript has 6 exons. The record is from RefSeq and is a predicted model, not a curated record. Lineage: Eukaryota; Metazoa; Arthropoda; Malacostraca; Decapoda; Penaeidae.